Messenger RNA from Camellia sinensis, 708 nucleotides. The record is from RefSeq and is a predicted model, not a curated record. Lineage: Eukaryota; Viridiplantae; Streptophyta; Magnoliopsida; Ericales; Theaceae.
CUGAGUUGAUGGCGUGGCAGUACGGGGCUAGUUCUCCGAUUCCGAUUCCACUAGAGCCUCUGAUGCCCAGUGAUCGAUACGCCAUUGAUCCGGACUCACCGCCGGUAUGCUCCACUUUUCAUUCAUCAUUCAGAUGUUUAGACACUCUUCUGUUCACUGAUAAUUAUGAGCUCAUUUUUGCAGCCAUCGCGAGGAUACAUGGAGGAAGUGGUUGGGCUGGUGGCCACGCUCGAGGGCAUGGUCCUACGCAGGGAGGCACAGUUGUCUAUCGCAGGCAUUCGGAUGCCUACAUGGUCCGGUCAGCCGCAGGCCAGGCCACCUGGGCCUCAUUGGGGAGCUGGGCCAUCUGGGCCUUAUCAGGGAGCUGGGCCAUCCGGGCCUCAUCAGGGGGAGGGGCCAUCUCGACCUUCCCGAGGAGCCGGGCCAUCUAGGCCUUAUCGAGGAGCUCGAGGAGGGCUUGUCCGCAGACGCAGAGCUCAUGUUGUGGAGGUGGAGCCUGAUGAGGAGGAGGAGGAGGAGGAGGAGGAGGCUACCGACCGUCAGUUCGAGACAUCUGUUGAGGAGGGAGGCUCCGGUUUUGGCUCGGGGAACAGAGGCGAGGCUGAGGAGGAUCCUGAGGAUGACAGCUCCGACUCUGACGAUGGUGUGGAGGUUGUCCCGCAAAAGAGGACUAGGCGUGCUUCUCGUUCCCGCUCUCGAGGAUUUUGA